Molecule: messenger RNA, 417 nt
Organism: Chrysochloris asiatica (Cape golden mole)
Lineage: Eukaryota; Metazoa; Chordata; Mammalia; Afrosoricida; Chrysochloridae
Product: 60S ribosomal protein L32-like
Exons: 2
Coding region: 1-417 (138 amino acids)
Biological process (GO): translation
Cellular component (GO): cytosolic large ribosomal subunit; ribosome
Molecular function (GO): structural constituent of ribosome
Source: RefSeq, a predicted model, not a curated record
AUGGCUGCCCUAAGACCCCUGGUGAAGCCCAAGAUUGUCAAAAAGAGGACCAGGAAGUUCAUCCAGAACCAAUCAGAUCAUUAUGUCAAAAUUAAGUGUAAAUGGUGCAAGCCCAGGGUGCGGAGAAGAUUUAAGGGCCAGAUCUUAAUGCCCAGCAUUGGAUAUGGGAGCAACAAGAAGGCAAAACACAUGCUGCCCAGCGGCUUCUGCAAGUUCCUCGUUCACAACGUCAAAGAGCUGGAGGUGCUGCUGAUGUGCAACAAACCUGACUGUGUAGAGAAUCCUCACAACAUUUCUUCCAAGAACCGCAAAGCCGUCGUGGAAAGAGCAGCUCAGCCGGCCAUCAGAGUCACCGAUCCCAGUGCCAGGCUGCGCAGCGAAGACAAUGAACAGACAGCCUGCUUUCUACAUCCAUAA